Coffea eugenioides is the source of this 1254-nucleotide messenger RNA. RefSeq lists its product as uncharacterized. NCBI's taxonomy places the organism in Eukaryota, Viridiplantae, Streptophyta, Magnoliopsida, Gentianales, Rubiaceae. The record is from RefSeq and is a predicted model, not a curated record. The coding region runs from base 1 to 1254 and encodes 417 amino acids. The transcript is spliced from 2 exons.
AUGAGAUCCACGCGCUUCAGAAGCGGGAGAGUUCCUUCAACCGGGGCUGGGCAAGCCUCGGGAGCUCAGCAACGUCACAUCUCAGAGGAACAAGGGUCCCCGAGGACCCAGCCCGUUAACGAAGACGCCAUCGCCAGGAUGACCGAGUUCGUAGCGGACAAUCCCUACAUUUUCGAAGAACUGGGAGCCGACUACAUGAGGGUUCCGCCCUUUACCGAUGACAUCAAUGGGGAAAUGGUUUCCCCUAACUUCAAGCUCCAAGAAUUACAGCCCUACGAUGGCCGAGGUGAUCCCGAGGAUCACCUCCGUGCAUUCAUCUCGGCAUUCCGCCUCUACUGCGUCCCUGACGCCGUGAUUUGUCGAGCGUUCCCCAUUUUUCUACAAGAGACAGCCCGAAAAUGGUUUUGGGGAUUGGAACCAAGGAGCAUUUUCUCACUGGAAGAGUUGGUGGACAGGUUUAUUCACCGCUUUGUAUUGUCUCGCCCGGUGAUAAAGACUUCAACCUACCUCUUGAACCUACAGCAGGCUCCCGGCAAGUCAAUGCGCUCGUAUGUGCAGAGGUUCAAUGAGGAAAAUGUGCAGAUACCUGAUCAAAAUGAGCAGGUAACCAUAGUUGCCUUCACCAACGGGCUGAUCGCAGAGAUCUUCCACACCAAGAUACAUCGGAACUACCCCCGUUCACUUCGGGAACUUUGGGAACGGGUAGAUCAAGGAAUCAGAAGUGAGGACCUGAACUGCAUGAAGCGGGAAGCCCAAGCAACCCGUACUGGGCAAGAGUCCCGGAGGAAAAAAGAAACCGGUCAACUCGAACAAGUCCCCAGUGGCUCGUCGAAUCAAUUCCGCGAUCGCCGGAGUGUCAUUGACCGCAUCGUGAAGGGGAGGUUGUCCUCCUCGGACGCCGAGCUGACACCACUCAAUUCCAGUCGGUCUCACAUUGUGACUGUAAUGAGACAGAACCACCUCGGCCGAGCCCCUCCUGAGAUUCUGGGAAGGAAGGAGAAGAGGAACUCCAGCCUCUAUUGUGCCUACCACGGAGAUGUUGGGCACGAGACUGAGAACUGCAACGAUCUAAAAAGAGAGAUCGAGAACCUGAUCAAACAGGGAUACUUGAAACAAUUCGUCCGCAAGGAUGGAGGCUUCAACCGAAGUGCCUCCCAUCAAGAUAAUCGACGCCCUCGCCGAGAAAACAUGCGGGACACGAAGAGUCACUGCCAUGGGCCCGAGAACCAUAGGGAGGACCAGCGACCUCUGUGA